GGAAUCCCGGUCCUUCUUAUCUGAGACCAAUCAGUUCCUAAUCAUUCGCUUCGGUGUUGGUUUAACAUCCAGUGAUGGAAUUGCGUGCUUUGGACUUGUGUUGGCCUCGACCGAGAGGACUAACCAUCAUCCAUAUAUAAGACUCAAACGGUCGGUCAAGCUUUGCCACAAUGCUUCGUUGGCGAUCAUCGUAUUCUCUCCGAUUCGAACCUCUUGGCCUUGUUCUUCGCUCCUCAUGGCUACAUCAAAAGAAACACAGGUCAAUGCGUCGACCCUUGACGUCGAAUCUGGGUCCUCGACCUCAAAUAGCUCGCAAGAACAUGUUCAGAAGACUACCUCGACAUGGAAGGGCUAUCUAUGGGAUACAUGGGAUCUUCCUAAAGAGGAACGAUGGCUUCUGUUCAAAGUCGACGCUUUUGUCUUGACUUUUGCUUCGAUUGGCUACUUUCUCAAAAACCUUGAUCAAUACAACGUCAACAACGCAUUCCUCAGUGGUAUGCAAGAGGACCUCUCCAUGUAUGGAAAUCAACUGGUCACAAGCACUUCCAUCUGGACCGUGGGCUAUGUCAUUGGACAGAUACCCUCCAAUCUACUGUUGACAAGGCUGUCACCUCGGAUAGUCAUUCCCACUCUCGAACUGGGCUGGGGAGUCGCAACAAUCGCUACCUCCGCCGUGAAGUCAUACAAGGCGCUGUAUGCGUUGAGGUUCCUGGUUGGUCUAUUCGAGUCUGGCUUCUACCCUGGAAUUCACUAUCUCCUCGGCAGCUGGUAUACUCCUCGUGAGCUUGGCAAGCGAGCUAUGAUUUUCUGGCUGGCCGGCUCUAUGGGACAACUCUUCAGUGGCUUCCUACAAGCUGCCGCAUAUACCGGCCUCAAUGGAGUUCAUGGAAGAGCCGGAUGGAGAUGGCUUUUCAUCGUUGAUGGCAUCAUUACCCUACCCCUGGCACUUGCAGGCUACGCCUUCUUCCCAAACCUGCCUCAAGAAGAUAACAAAACAUGGUGGACGACACAGGCAGAGCAUGAACUGUCAGUGAAGCGUAUGAAUGCCAUCGGUCGUGCUGGCAAGGAACCCUGGACGUGGCCUAAGUUCAAGAGAGUCUUUCUCAGCUGGCAUCCUUAUGUUCUACCCAUGCUCUAUGUUAUCUGGAACAACGGUGGCUUUCAACCAGCCAUGGGUUUCUGGCUGAAGAGCUUCAAUAAAGAACCUUAUCCAGUUCCUGGCACGCACUUCACCAUUCCCCAAAUCAAUUACCUGCCCAAUGUUACAAUUGGCGUGUUCAUCGGCAUGGCAUUCUUAUGGGGUUGGCUGUCCGACGGGCCCCUCCGCGGUCGACGUUACCCGUUCAUCUACGCGGGUGCUAUAAUCAACCUGAUCUUUGCCGUUGUUCUCCGCCAAAUGCCGUUGUAUGACAACAUACAGGGUCGAAAAGUGGUUUACUGGCUGAGUCAAAUCGGAUUCGGAGCUGGCCCACUCAUCUUGAGUUGGAUCAAUGAAAUCUGCUCGGCCGACACGGAGAAGAGAGCAUUGCUCGUGGCAGCAGGCAAUGAUUUUGCCUAUGUCGUCCAAGCAGUAGCUCCGAACUUUGUGUGGAAGACCACCGACUUUCCAGCCGCAAGAAAGGGUUACACGUGGUCGCUUGUGCUUCAGAUUCUCCUCGUUCUGUGGACCGCUCUUAUCCAAAUCUUGCUUUGGCGAGAUAGGCGAGCUGAAGCAAGAAGGAAAGUCAGUCAAGUCGCUGAGUCGGAAGAAGAAGGAGAAAACUCCAUUGGACACAGGGAUGCGGAUAGGAAACGCAUUAGCUUUGACGCGGUGGCGAUCACGCCUGCGGCAGGACCUAUCAGUCAGUAAUGACAAUACAUAUCAGGCAUCUCAAGUAGUAUAGCAUGAGGUGCCUGGUCUCUAUACACCUUAUAUGAG
Messenger RNA from Exophiala mesophila, 1918 nucleotides. RefSeq lists its product as uncharacterized. Gene Ontology annotation, molecular function: transmembrane transporter activity. The record is from RefSeq and is a predicted model, not a curated record. The transcript is spliced from 8 exons. The coding region runs from base 236 to 1849 and encodes 537 amino acids. NCBI's taxonomy places the organism in Eukaryota, Fungi, Ascomycota, Eurotiomycetes, Chaetothyriales, Herpotrichiellaceae. Gene Ontology annotation, biological process: transmembrane transport. Gene Ontology annotation, cellular component: membrane.